Messenger RNA from Rhizophagus irregularis DAOM 181602=DAOM 197198, 996 nucleotides. The record is from RefSeq and is a predicted model, not a curated record. Lineage: Eukaryota; Fungi; Glomeromycota; Glomeromycetes; Glomerales; Glomeraceae.
AUGAGCUUAAAAGCUGCUCGAAAUUUCUACGAGAAUUCACAGCCUAUUACAGCUUGCGAUUUUGAUUGCACCGGAGAAUUCUGCGUAACUGCUUCAGCUGAUGAAUCGAUUAACUUGUACAAUUGCGUACAAGGAAGACAUAAAAAGUUAAUUCUUAGCAAAAAGUAUGGAGUGCAUCUAACACGAUUUACCCAUCGACAUACGGAUAUUAUAUACGCGUCAACAAAAGAGAAUGAUACGUUGAGAUAUUUGUCACUGCAUGAUAAUCAAUUCAUAAGAUACUUUGAGGGGCAUCAGAAAAGGGUAGUGAGUUUAGAAAUGUCGCCUGUGAGCGAUCAAUUUGCAUCUGGCGCUGUAAAUGAAGGAGUGCGGCUAUGGGAUUUACGUCAACCUACUUUUCUUGGAUUUAUUAAUAUUGAAAAUGGAAGACCUUGUAUUGCGUAUGAUCCUUCUGGCAUUGUUCUUGCGAUUGGACUUCAGAAUCAUGACAACGUCAUAAAAUUAUUCGAUAUAAGAAAGUUUGAUCAAGCACCGUUUACAACAUUAAAUGUGAUAGAUAAUUACGCGUUACCUUCUUCACAUCCACGUCCUCCAAUACAACCUGAAUGGACGUCCAUAAAAUUUAGUAACGAUGGCGACAAAAUCCUUGUUACAACAUCAGGAGAUGUACAUUAUGUAACUGAUGCUUAUAAUACCGAUAUGAAAAGACGAUUAAUAGGCCAUGUUGGAUUAAAUAAUGCAUUGCAAUUAUUAGGAGGAGAAGAGACGAGUUGGACCCCCGACGGUCGUUUUGUAGUUGGAGGAUCGCAAGAUGGAAUGUUAAAUUUUUGGGACAUAGAAGCACCUCUAAAAAAUUCAAUGAUACUUGCAGAAGGAAUAGAUUCUCGACCGAUACACACACUAGAGUAUCAUGUUAGACCAACGCAAGUUGUUAGAUUCAAUCCCGCAAAAUUGAUGAUGGUUAGCGGUUGUACAGAUCUGGUGAGUUAUAUUUAA